AUGGACGACCGAGCGGAGACGCAACGAAUCGAGGAGCGGUUCCCGCAGGGAACCGACGAGUGGCUCGCGAGACCUCGGCUGUCGACGACUUCGCGAGGAACGAUCACGCCGGUGGCGAUACUGCAGCCGCUGUCCGCGCCGGUCGGCGACGUGGUGAUGUACACCGGGCCGUUGCAGCCGAUGGGGCAGCUCCACGGGAUCGGCAGGGAGUUCGGCGUGGCGGGACACAACCGGAGGCCGGCGACGGCGCGAUCACACAAGAUCAAGAAUCAAGAUGAGCGCAGGGACGUCGGGCCGACGCGAGCAAACAAGACGAGGCGGAUGGAUCGGCGCCUCACUCACUGGCAGUGCAUCUACUGCCGGCGCGAGACGCGGAACGAUCGAUGCAUGCACGGGCGACAAGGCGCCUGCGGCGGAGCAGGAGGGCCCGGCGCACAACCCCAGUUCAACUCAGGGUCCACACCUCUGGACCUCGCAGCGCUGACGAUUGCCGACGAGCAGCCUCCGGCGGCGGCAGUCACCGUCGAGCACGUCCUCCUCUUCGACUUUGAGGGCACGUGCGACGCGUCGGACGCCGGCCUCAGCCGCCUCCAGCAGUGCGCGCUGCACGAGAUCAUCGAGUUCCCGGCGCUGUGGCUCGACGCGCACACCGGCGCCGUCCGUGGCACCUUCCACGAGUACGUGCGCCCGACAGAGGGCGCCGACGGCGACGGCGCGGCGCGGCCGCUGUCGACGUUUUGCACAAACCUCACCGGCAUCACGCAGGAGCAGGUCGACUCCGCCUCACCACUCGCGGAGGUGGUCUCGCGCUUCCUUCAGUGGGUGGCGUCGUGCGGCCUGACGGAGGCUCUGGCAGACGGGAGCGCGCUGCUCAUCGCGCAUGGCGGCUGGGACCUCGGCGACCAGCUGCCGAUUGAGGCGGCGCGCAAGCAGCUGGCGCUGCCCGCCUGGCUUGGCUCGCGCACGUACAGCGACCUGAAGGUGCUCUUUGCGCUCGAGUACUCUGGCGCCAGCAGCACCUCGCUGCGCGGCAUGCUGCAGGCGCUCGGCCUCGAGCCCGAGGGGCGGGCCCACUCCGGGAUCGACGACUGCAGGAACCUGGCGCGCGUGGUCGAGUGGCUCAUCUCUCGCGGCGCGGACCUCGGCCACACCCACCGGGCCGGAGAGAUGCUGCGAGGCCACCGCGCGGGGCUGCGCCCGGGCGACUGGGCGUGCGAGGCGUGCGUCGAGCACGCCAAUUUCGCCUCUCGGGCGUCCUGCUUCCGCUGCGGCGCGGCGCGGCCCGCCUCGGCUGGCCCGGCGAGGCGGCCUGCGCAGCCGCGGCCUGGCGACUGGGCUUGCGCGGCGUGUGGCACCCUCUGCUUCGCGUCCCGGGAGAGCUGCUUCCGCUGCGGCGCGGCGCGGCCUGCAGGGCAGCUGCCGCCGCCCCACGCGCCCCACCUGCAGCCGCAGCCGUACCCGCCACUCGCCUUUGCGCCGCCGUCCUUUGCGCCGCCGUCCUUUGCGCCGCCGCACGCAUUCUACCCGCCACCGCAGUACGGAUGGCAGGGUGGCUGGGCUCCCUUCCCCGCGCCCUACCCGCCGCAGAUGCUGCCGCCGCAGCAGCUGCUGCCGCAGCAGCGCGGCCGGCCGGAGCGCCGGCCCGGCGACUGGGACUGCAGCGUCUGCGGAGACCUCGUCUUUGCCCGACGCACGCACUGCAACCGCUGCGGCGCCGCCCCGCAGCAGCCGCGCGUCGCGCCGGAGAUGCCUGCAUGA
Molecule: messenger RNA, 1758 nt
Organism: Emiliania huxleyi CCMP1516
Lineage: Eukaryota; Haptophyta; Isochrysidales; Noelaerhabdaceae
Exons: 3
Coding region: 1-1758 (585 amino acids)
Biological process (GO): exonucleolytic trimming to generate mature 3'-end of 5.8S rRNA from tricistronic rRNA transcript (SSU-rRNA, 5.8S rRNA, LSU-rRNA)
Molecular function (GO): 3'-5'-RNA exonuclease activity; nucleic acid binding
Source: RefSeq, a predicted model, not a curated record